CUGAACCGUUCCUAGCAGCCAUAUAGGAUCAUGUUAAGGUCAUUUUAAGUGAGAAAAACCUACCAUCGCUGAGCUAAUGCAAACUAAAACUGAUGAUAAAUCACCUGUGGGAGCCAGCAGAGAUAAUAAUCAAAGUGUUUAAGAUGGAACAAGGUUGUUUUUGUGUUACUGUGUUUGUACAAGUUCCUCCCAUGAGUAUAAACUCUAAUUUUUGGGAAACACCUUCUUAUCUGAAUACAUUUUUUUCCUCCCCCGCCAACUGCAAUUAACCCAGACUCAUCAGCUUGUGUGGGCGUCCCUGGACUUCUAGACCACUCCCCACCACUCGCUGAGGAUGUCCUGUUUCAUGUGUGUGUGUGUGUUAAUGAGAGAUGGGUGUGCUGAAACUCCUGGCCACUUGAUUGCUCAGAUAGCCACGAACAUCGGAGCUGGAAGGAGUCAUCUACACACAGAAAGCUCUCCGCUUUGCUCCAGAAGACAACGAAGGCCUCAAGAGGGACCUGCCCUCUUCUUCAUCUUCAGUGCACUCAUCAUCACAACAAGACCAUGAGCACCUCCGAGCACAACCGUUCAUUAGACUUCAUAAAUGGCACGCCGUGGUUUGUCUUCGAGUGCUCCAUCGACCUCGAUACAGACUACCGGCGCAUCGCCCUCUUCCUGCUCUACCUUUUCGUCUUCAUGGUGGGCCUCCUGGAGAACCUGCUGGUCGUCUGGGUCAACUGGCGUCGACGCCACACGGCCAGCGGCGUCCUCUUCUGCAUCAUCAACGUGAGCCUGUCGGACCUGAUGGUGAUCGUGAUCCUGCCCUUCUUCAUGAUGGAGGUCACCAUGGACAAGGUUUGGCUGUGGGGCCGCUUCCUCUGCAGGGUCACCAACCUCAUCUAUAUGAUCAACGUCUACAGCAGCACCUUCUUCUUGGCCUUCAUGACCCUGGAGCGCUAUCUGUCCCUGACCAGGCCCGCAUCCCUGGCAUGCUUCCCCGUUGCGAGAGGGCGCCGCUGGGCGCUCUGCGGAGGCCUGUGGUUGCUCUCCUUCUUUCUGGCUCUGAUAGAGAACAUCCACGUGGAUCUCCUGGAGUGGGACGAGCCAGGCUGUUACAUGCUGCCCGAGGACAACCACACCGAAUGGUUCGUCUCUGUGGCUUUACUCAGCCUCCUCUUCCAGUUCCUGGGCCCGGCCGCCGUCAUCAUCACCUGCAACGUGCUGAUCGCCCAAGCCGUUCAAACGACCCCGGACGUGCAGGGUCGACGGGAGGUGUGGCUGGUGCACGUGUACUCCGUGGUGUUUAUCAUGUGCUGGCUGCCCUACCACCUGGUCAUGUUCCUGAUGACCAUAGAUGACCUCAACCCUUACAUCUUCAGCUGCAACGCGGUGGAAUUCCUCUACUUCUCUUUCAGCGUGGUGCAGGGCCUGUCGCUUUUCCACUGCGUCGCCAACCCCAUCCUUUACAACUUCCUCAGCAAGAGCUUCCGCAACAACCUGAUCAGCUCUGUGGUGAACUGCAUUCCCAAAGAGGUAACCGCAGACCAGGCGGGAGCGGGGACCCAGCCCGACGCUCCAAACGGAGGCGGGGGAGGCAUGGGGAAGCAGAAGUUUAGUAACGCCAGCACCAGCCAGUCUGAUGUGGGAUCAUAAGAGAGAAGGUGAUGUAAGAAAAGAGUAAGCUGCAGGAGUGAGGGACGACGGAGGAGAAGAUUUGACAGAACUGAAUCCAAGUCUCGGUGCUUCAGAAUACCGGAGGCAAAGAUUGUAUCGUCUCACUCCGGUCAUAGACUCAUUGUGCUGUUUGUAAGAGAUCACCAUCCUCUCAUAAUCCUUCCUUUUUUUUUUUUUUUUAAAUCAUGUAUCCAACCGCAGCGGAAGGCAGGAAAUUCACAAGAACUCUAAACUCUCGUUUGCACAGGGGAGGAAGAGAUCCGCACCAGGAAUGCGUGUAAACAAAUCUGUCUGUCUGUCCAGCGCCAUAUUAGAGCAAUCAUCCUCAUAUCCAUAUAAAUAUCUUACAAGUGUGAAAAUGUAACUGAAUAGACCACUGUCUUACUUCAUAACGAAUCCAACAGAUCUAACAGUUGGAUCAAGUCGCCUGAUGCUUAUUUAUCUGUUUACUGGUUGCUGCUGUCGUCUAGUCUGUGCUGUAACUUAGUUACCUGUUAACAUGCAAUAAAACUCCCUCAAACACUGUUUGUAUCCAUUUAA
Molecule: messenger RNA, 2196 nt
Organism: Thunnus maccoyii (southern bluefin tuna)
Lineage: Eukaryota; Metazoa; Chordata; Actinopteri; Scombriformes; Scombridae
Gene: ackr5
Product: G protein-coupled receptor 182
Exons: 2
Coding region: 547-1635 (362 amino acids)
Biological process (GO): G protein-coupled receptor signaling pathway
Cellular component (GO): membrane
Molecular function (GO): G protein-coupled receptor activity
Source: RefSeq, a predicted model, not a curated record